Molecule: messenger RNA, 549 nt
Organism: Caenorhabditis elegans
Lineage: Eukaryota; Metazoa; Nematoda; Chromadorea; Rhabditida; Rhabditidae
Gene: Y116F11B.13
Product: SCP domain-containing protein
Exons: 4
Coding region: 1-549 (182 amino acids)
Source: RefSeq, marked reviewed
AUGAUUCAGAAUAAAAUUCAUUGCAUUCUUCUCGGCUUCUGGAUUUUUUCGAUAAUUUUUGAACCUUCAAAUGCUCGAAAACUCAGCAAACAGGAAUUUCUGGACAAGUGGAACCAACGAAGACGUCUCGUAGCAGAAAAGUUCCGCAUUCCUGAUAUGUGGAAAUUGGAGUACAACAAAACACUGGAGGACAAAGCAAAAAAUACUGGAGGAUAUGAUUCAGAACAAGGAAAUCAAUUUAUUUCCGAUUACAAUGUUUCGUUUUUUGAAGAAUACGACGAUGCUCGUUUUAAGAAACAGUUCCUGAUGAACCACGAUACCGACUCUAAGAAACUGUACAGUGUUCCAAUGGAUCCAUUUCGAAGAACUAUUGGAUGUUAUGAACGAAAAAAUGAGUACUGGGCAGUUGGACGUAAAAACGAGGCGGUAUAUCCAUAUCAUGUGUUGUGCUUCAUUUCACCAGAACACGGAACUGUCAACGAUACGAAAGGAGAUCAAGAUGUGAUGGAGGUCGUAAUGAAGAUGGCCUGUGUGUCCCAGGACUCUUAG